Molecule: messenger RNA, 462 nt
Organism: Papilio xuthus (Asian swallowtail)
Lineage: Eukaryota; Metazoa; Arthropoda; Insecta; Lepidoptera; Papilionidae
Gene: CPR73
Product: cuticular protein RR-2 motif 73
Exons: 3
Coding region: 42-449 (135 amino acids)
Cellular component (GO): extracellular matrix
Source: RefSeq, a predicted model, not a curated record
CAAAAGCACAUAGGUACCAGUACCAAACAUAGGCUCGCAAAAUGAAGGUCUUAUUCUUAGCAGCUGUGUUGAUGGUGUGCAGAGAGGCAGCUGGUGGUCUUCCCCUCGGGCCGUACGCUUACAGCAGUCCCUUGGCAAUCGCUAGGCCAGCAUUGGCUCCUUACGCGGUAGCCCCGGCGAUUGCUAAAGUUGCCCCAGUUGAAGACUACGAUCCGAACCCGCAGUAUUCUUACGCUUAUGACAUACAAGAUGCUCUUACUGGUGACUCCAAGAGUCAACACGAGACGCGCUCUGGCGACGUGGUGCAAGGCUCCUACUCGCUUGUAGAACCUGAUGGCACCCGGCGCGUGGUCGAGUACACCGCUGACCCACACAAUGGCUUCAACGCAGUCGUACACAGACAACCUCUGGGCGCAGUUAAAGCUGUCGCUCCCGGAUACUUGCACUAGUUUCGAUGCUAUA